This is a messenger RNA of Heterostelium album PN500, 420 nucleotides long. RefSeq lists its product as uncharacterized. The transcript has 4 exons. The coding region runs from base 1 to 420 and encodes 139 amino acids. The record is from RefSeq and is a predicted model, not a curated record. NCBI's taxonomy places the organism in Eukaryota, Evosea, Eumycetozoa, Acytosteliales, Acytosteliaceae.
AUGACCACCACUUUAAGAGGCGUAACUUUAACUGUCUGGACGUGCAGAACCACAGGAUCCACAGAACCUCCAUCAAGCACCUUACAUCCUACUUCUGGUUCAGUGGUCACCGAUUCAUUGGAUAAUAGAUGCUUUCUACUCAUUCUACGAGAAGAGCAGCAUUGUUGUGAUGCUGCUCAACCAAUCACUCUGAAAGAGGUUGUGUGUGCGAUCAAUACAAUUAGUUUUACCAACUCAGCACAUUCAAUAUUCAUCAAUACCGUCACACCAAAUUGUCUCUUUCAAAAAUAUCCAGUAUCGAGUGUAUCUGUCAAGGUAUUUGACUAUGUUUCGCAUGACUGCAUUGAAAGAACUUUAGCUAAACAUGUACAAUUGAUUAUGGGUCCUGCUGGUAGUGUAAAAGUAUGUACUUCUUAUUAA